AUGGAGGGAAGCAAUGUAUCCGCCAAUGCGGGUACGCCUGUGGCGGUUGAUGACAGCAGUGGUAUGGAAGACCUCGACACGGAUGCCUUAUCCCAGUUGUUGGCCAGCAUAUCGGUAGAUAGUGCGAAUUGCCAGUGGGAUUCUAAUGAGGGGGUUGCCCCUACGGUCAACGUCAUGCCCGCGCCGAAUGACUCAGUUGGUGUAGGGGAGUCUGAGAAGGUGUCUUCUGUCGAGAAGGAGUGAUGAUACGUUUACUAACUCGCGCCAGCCCGUUGACUCGGACAUGCGUUGUCUCUCACUGCAGAAUUAUAGUAAGUUGAAUAGCAGCGGUAUUGACGUUCCAUCGUAGUUGUGAAGUAUUUGAUUAAAUGAUAUAUUUUCAGUGGUCGAUCGAUAUGGUGGUAUUGAUCGUCAUCCGUUGGUAGUUGCUGAUAUUAUCACUAGUCUGGCCCCUGCCGACUGUUUGCAUUGGAGCCAGUACUAUGAGGAGACCAAUGGUUUAGUAUUUUGUACUUAGUUGGAUAGGAGCUCCUCAAUACUUGUCUUCUAUUUUAGUACUGUUCUGCGGUGGUUGGCGUGGUAGUAGUUGUAGUCGAAAAAGAGGUAGAUAUUUGUAUAAUCGUGUUUAAUAUCGGAGACUAACUUUCGGGUCCAUCUGAUAUGAGUAAUUGUAAUAUGAAUAGUGCUAAGGGCACUCCUUCCACUACGCCGCCACGAACGUACAUAAGAUUAUUGAAGUAGGCAAAUGGGCAGGAGGUCUUUCAUUUCGCAAGCGCGGGAGAGUUACUAUGAAACAGUCGUGGUAAUUUUGUGUUCCCAAUAUGCUGAUGUUAUUAUUCAACGUUUUGAUGAGUAUGAGCAGAGUGGCUAUUUGCAGCGCAAAGAGUCCAAAGCCGCAUAAUGGCACUCCUGUUCACUCUUCCAAUUCUGGAUGUGUAUGCGAAACAAAGGUGAUCUUGUCUACUGCGACGUUGUUUCGUGACGUUAUAGUGUCGGCUUGGCGCGAAAUUUAACUGUAAUUAUUGACAUCCACUAGUC
Messenger RNA from Perkinsus marinus ATCC 50983, 1038 nucleotides. RefSeq lists its product as hypothetical. The transcript has a single exon. The record is from RefSeq and is a predicted model, not a curated record. Bases 1 to 243 code for a protein of 80 amino acids. Lineage: Eukaryota; Perkinsozoa; Perkinsida; Perkinsidae.